CCAGAGACUGCUGCUGCUUUGAAACGUACCCUAGAAUCCUUGAUGGACCGAGGAGCCAUAGUGAGGAACCUGGAAAGCCUUGGCGAGCGCGCACUGCCUUACAGGAUGUCCAGCCACGGCCAGCAGCACCACAGAGGCGGGUAUUUCUUGGUGGAUUUUUAUGCCCCCACAAGUUCUGUGGACAGCAUAUUGGAUCACUUGACUCGAGACGUUGAUGUGGUUAGACCAAACGUCGUGAAACACCCUCUGACCCAGGAAGUAAAAGAGUGUGGUGGCAUCGUCCCGGUCCCCCUGGAAGAAAAGCUGUAUUCAACAAAGAGGAGAAAGAAGUAAGAAGAUCUCCCAGAGCGCGGCCUCAUGUCUAAUGCUCUAGCACCGAGGCUUCGAUACAUUGUUGUAGGAUGCUUUAGCCAUGAUUCUUCUGCUGGGGGGGGGGGGGGGGGCAGGAGCUGCUCUCUGAGACCUGCCCUGUCGUCUCCGGUGCCUGCAGACCAACCUGGGUUCAUUAGCACUGUGUGGCUGUCAGUGAGGGUUCUUACCUUACCGCUGCAGCAUUUGGGAGAGCAAAUUGUCUUCCACACUUGGUUGUCUUGCAGAACUAUGUGGGAAACAGAGAGCAGAGUAAUAAACGUGACUUUACUCAUCUGA
Cricetulus griseus (Chinese hamster) is the source of this 648-nucleotide messenger RNA. NCBI's taxonomy places the organism in Eukaryota, Metazoa, Chordata, Mammalia, Rodentia, Cricetidae. The record is from RefSeq and is a predicted model, not a curated record.